This is a messenger RNA of Parnassius mnemosyne (clouded apollo), 1776 nucleotides long. The record is from the annotation of a GenBank genome assembly. NCBI's taxonomy places the organism in Eukaryota, Metazoa, Arthropoda, Insecta, Lepidoptera, Papilionidae.
AUGGGUUGCGCGAGAAUAUUCGCGGCACUCCGCCGCUGCAAGAGCCUCGAUAACGACAGCACAACACAACUGUCGCGGUGCUUGGGUCUCGUGGACCUGACCGCACUUGGCGUGGGCAGCACGUUGGGAUUGGGGGUGUACGUGUUGGCUGGCGCUGUGGCCAAAAGUGUAGCGGGUCCUGCUGUGACGCUCAGCUUUCUGGUUGCAGCUAUUGCGUCAGCUUUUGCUGGUCUUUGCUACGCUGAAUUUGCGGCGCGUGUACCUAAAGCGGGCUCUGCAUACGUGUACAGUUAUGUCAGUGUGGGAGAAUUCAUCGCCUUCACGAUCGGGUGGAACCUCAUCCUGGAGUACGUGAUAGGCACUGCCAGUGUUGCCAAGGGCAUGGCCAACUACAUAGACAGCUUAUGCAACAACACCAUGGCCCGUACUAUGACCGCUAUUGCCCCGAUCAAUGUAUCGUUUCUCGCUGAUUAUCCGGAUUUAUUCGCGUUCACUCUAGUGCUGUUAAUAACUGUUCUCCUCGGAGUCGGAGUUAAGGAGUCUACCAAAUUGAACAACAUUUUCACGGUUAUCAAUAUGGUCACUGUUCUAGUUGUGGUAAUCGCUGGGGCUAUUAAAAGCGACCCCGCUAACUGGAGCAUCCCGCAGUCGGAGAUCCCGGAGGACGUGCGGGACAGCGCGGGCGCGGGCGGCUUCGCGCCGUGGGGCGUGGCGGGCGUGAUGGCGGGCGCCGCCAAGUGCUUCUUCGGCUUCGUGGGCUUCGACUGCGUCGCCACCACCGGCGAGGAGGCGCGCAACCCGCGCCGCGACAUCCCGCUCUCCAUCAUGCUCUCGCUCGCGAUCAUCUUCGCUUCCUACUUCAGCAUCGCCACCGUGCUCACCAUGAUGCUGCCGUAUUACCUCCAGGACGCGGACGCGCCGUUCCCGUACGCGUUCGCGCGCGCCGGGCUGCCGGGCGUGCAGUGGCUGGUGGCGUGCGGCGCCGUGUGCGCGCUGUGCACCAGCCUGCUGGGCGCCAUGUUCCCGCUGCCGCGCGUGCUCUACGCCAUGGCCAGCGACAAAGUGCUGUUCCGCGCGCUGGCCCGCGUGCACCCGCGCACGCAAACACCGCUCGUCGCCACCGCGCUCAGUGGACUGCUCGCCGCAACAAUGGCGGCGAUCUUCAACCUCAACCAGCUAAUAGACAUGAUGUCAAUUGGUACACUUCUCGCCUACACUAUAGUUGCCACCAGUGUGCUAAUUCUAAGGUAUGAAGAAGAUAACAGACUAAAGCUGCAAAACAGUAAGCCGCUACCCGAGACGCCGUACAGUGUGGUACGGCAAACGUUCAAUUUCCUCGGCCUGAAGGAACCUACUGAGCUUUCCGCCUACAUCGCCAAGUGUACCAUCGCAUUUUUAUUCGCGUGUGCGCUGGUAACGUGUGUGCUGAUGCGGUGGGGCGCGGCGAGCGCGGGCACGCACGUGGCGCUGGGCGCGCUGGGCGGCGCGCUGCUGCUGCUGCUGCUCGUGCUGUGCCGCCAGCCGCGCCGCAGCGUCGCGCAUCUCACCUUCACCGUGCCACUGGUGCCGCUGGUGCCGUACCUGAGCGUGUGCAUGAACGUCUACCUCAUGGUGCAGCUCGACUACCAGACCUGGGUGCGCUUCAUCAUCUGGCUCGUCAUCGGUUAUUUAAUUUACUUCGGCUACGGUAUCAGACACAGCAAGCUCGGAGAGAUGCCGGUAAGCAAGCCGGUCACCAACGGUGUUGAACAAAAGAGCAUAGUCACAAAAUUCUGA